CUUCCGGGUUAUGUCAGUGUUAGCUGGAGCAAUGACAUUGUACCAAACAGUAAAGAAGUCAGCCUUGCCAGUGGCUUACACUUUGUUAUUUCACAUGCUUUGAAAAGGUGACAUUAACACCGACAUUGUCGUCAACAUGUCAUCCACCACUACGGGUUUUUCGCAGGAGCAGCAGCGCAACGGAGCACAGGCGCCAGUGGGCAUGGACUACAUCCCCACAGAAGAUGAGAGAAGGGUGUUUAGAGAGUGCAACCAAGAGAGCUUUUGGUACAGGUCGGUGCCCUUCUCUGUGGUCAGCAUGGCUAUCACUCAAGCCCUAGUUGCCAGAGGGACGCUGUCUGCAUCUCCAAGGUUUGGAUCGCUCCCCAAAGUGGCCUUUGCUGGCUUCUGUGGCUACCUGGCUGGGAAGAUGUCAUACAUGAAAACGUGCCAGGAGAAGUUCAAGAGGUUGGAGAAUUCUCCUCUGGGAGAAGCCCUCAGACAGAGGACAAGACUGCCUCAACAAAAUUCCAGGGGUCCCCAGUCAGAGCUGAGUGACUCAGACACCCAGUCAUUGGACCCCAUGUUCCAGCCAGCAGAAGCCCCCAGCCAGAUGCCCAGUCAUGCCAGAGAUUAUGAAUAUGGCUUCAGGCCAGAGCAACCCAUGCAAAUGGACAGAACAGAUGAUUUCAGUGCUCCAGCUUCAGCCCAGUCAUAUGUGGAGGAGGAGGAGCCCAGGAGGAAGCCUAUCCUCUAUGAGGACCUGAGGCUCAAAAACAGAGAGAACUAUGAGGUUACACUCACCCAGAAGGCUGAAACACUGCUGAAAUCAACACCUGAGAAGGAACGAGAAAGACCCAAGAAAGAUGUGAAGAAGAACAUCUAUGGAGACGCAUGGGAAGACUGAGCCCUUAUUUGAUCCUAAGAUGUGAUCUGUACUCUGGAAUCACAGACACUAUAAUACACAGGCAGCUCAGUCGCCACUUUGCUCCAGUGUGACUUGGCCUCAGGUGUCACGAAGCUGUAUGAGUUUCUGAUCAGUAUAUAUUUGUGUGUGAGUCAAUUAAACCAAACUGAUUUAGGACUAAAACGGUCUAUCUCUGUGCUUUGGUAUUAGUUUGAAUCGAGUGUUUUCACCUUCACUAGCACAAAAUGUAAAUAAAAAUUACCAAAAACAAUA
This is a messenger RNA of Seriola aureovittata, 1159 nucleotides long. Its product is annotated as OCIA domain-containing protein 1. Lineage: Eukaryota; Metazoa; Chordata; Actinopteri; Carangiformes; Carangidae. The coding region runs from base 137 to 886 and encodes 249 amino acids. The record is from RefSeq and is a predicted model, not a curated record. The transcript has 8 exons. Gene Ontology annotation, cellular component: endosome.